Messenger RNA from Polypterus senegalus (gray bichir), 609 nucleotides. RefSeq names its product voltage-dependent T-type calcium channel subunit alpha-1G-like. Gene Ontology annotation, biological process: calcium ion import; positive regulation of calcium ion-dependent exocytosis; membrane depolarization during action potential. Gene Ontology annotation, cellular component: voltage-gated sodium channel complex; neuron projection; plasma membrane. Lineage: Eukaryota; Metazoa; Chordata; Cladistia; Polypteriformes; Polypteridae. Gene Ontology annotation, molecular function: low voltage-gated calcium channel activity; voltage-gated sodium channel activity. The annotation marks the transcript as partial. The record is from RefSeq and is a predicted model, not a curated record. The transcript has 4 exons.
CCUGACGAGCUGACAAAUGCUCUUGAGAUCAGCAACAUCGUGUUCACUAGUCUCUUCGCUCUGGAGAUGCUCCUUAAGGUUCUUGUGUACGGACCCUUCGGCUACAUUAAAAACCCCUAUAACAUCUUUGACGGCAUCAUCGUGGUCAUCAGUGUUUGGGAGAUCGUUGGCCAACAAGGUGGAGGGCUUUCUGUCUUGCGGACGUUUCGCCUGAUGCGGGUGCUCAAACUGGUGCGCUUCAUGCCAGCUCUGCAGAGACAGCUUGUGGUCCUCAUGAAGACCAUGGACAAUGUGGCCACAUUCUGCAUGCUGCUUAUGCUGUUCAUCUUUAUCUUCAGCAUUUUGGGGAUGCAUCUGUUCGGCUGCAAGUUUGGCUCUGAGAGGGAUGGGGACACUCUGCCUGACAGGAAGAACUUCGACUCUCUCCUUUGGGCCAUUGUUACAGUCUUCCAGAUUUUAACUCAGGAAGACUGGAACAAGGUUCUGUAUAAUGGUAUGGCAUCCACCUCCCCUUGGGCCGCACUCUACUUCAUCGCUCUUAUGACCUUUGGCAACUAUGUACUCUUCAAUCUGCUGGUUGCCAUUCUGGUGGAAGGGUUUCAAACUGAG